Messenger RNA from Eimeria mitis, 786 nucleotides. RefSeq lists its product as uncharacterized. Lineage: Eukaryota; Apicomplexa; Conoidasida; Eucoccidiorida; Eimeriidae. The transcript has 3 exons. The coding region runs from base 1 to 786 and encodes 261 amino acids. The record is from RefSeq and is a predicted model, not a curated record.
AUGGGGGCCCUCAGGCUGAGUGGGGGCCCCCAAAAGGCAGAGCUAUACGGGGCCUCGCGUCAGCGUCUCCUUUUUCUUGUAGACGAUGAGCAGACAACGCAGCUCUGGAGCAACGCGCUGGCGCUGCUGCAUGCAGGGGGGGAUUCGCUGCUGCUGGCUGUCGACUUAGAAUGGGGCUUUGCCUCUGCUGAGCAGCAGCAACACGAGCGCUGCAUGCAGGCAACAGCAGCAGCAGCAGCAGCAGCAACAGCAGCAACAGCAGCAGCAGCAGCAGCAGCAGGACACGCAAGGCUUUCUCUCUUGCAGCUUUGUGUUGAGCGUCAAAUGCCCAUAGAUAAAGGACCCGAAAAGAACAGCAACAGCAAUGCUGCUGCUGCUGCUGCUGCUGCUGCUGCAGGGUCUGCUGCUGCAGCAGCAGCGACGGCACCGCGGCAUAACAGCAGCGUGAGGAUUUGUGGGGGUGCUAUGGAGGACAAAACUAGAGCAGCAGCAGCAGCAGCAACAGCAGCAGCAGCAGCAACAGCAGCAGCAGCAGGAACAGCAGCAGAAAGCGGCGUUACAGCAGAGCUUCUUGCUGCAGUUGCUGCUGCAGCAGAUAUAGGUUUUGUUGUUUUGUUUGAUUUAUAUAAUAAAACAAAACAAAUGGUUACUCAUCUCAGGCUCUUGCUGGAGGACCCGCUAAUCCCUAAAGUUGUAGCAGCGCAGCUGCUGCAGCAGGCGCGAGGGGCGGAGAUAUUUCAGCAGAGUUUAAAUGAUUUGCUGCUGGAGCGGCUCCGCGUUGUGUGA